AUGCAAUGCGAAGUACAGUUCGAUGAUAUUUAUGAAUUUCCUCCAGAAUUACUGGAUUUUGCAUUGUUCAGUUGCGUUUGUCCCGUUUUCGUACCAUCCGCUGAACAACUGAAUAUCUAUAAAGCUUUCAUUGGACACAGAUCUGACAGUGCCGCGAAAGCUUUUCGAGAAACCAGUAUAUGGCUCCUACCACGGGAUGCUUGUUCAUUUGAGUCGACAUCAUUAAUUUCAAACGUUUCUUUUCCAGAAACUGUAUCAAGAUCGUUCGUGGUGUUGGGGUAUAUCCGUGGCCGGUUACUGGUUGAAAAUGAUGACCUUUAUGAAGAUUUGCAGGACAUUGUUUCUGGAAGGCUGGCAAAAAAUAAGCUGAGCGAUUUCGCUAAAGGAUCCGUCAGAUCUGAAAUUUCCGAAGAAGACACAGUUUCAUGGACAGCCAGUGGACAAAUGGAUGACAGUUCCAGUAGCGAACUGACUUGCUGUUGCUCUUUUACGGAAAAAGUAGAAAAUCUCUUCAAAUCCUCGGUUGCGCAAAAGACGCGAGUUGUUAGCCGUACGUUUUGCAGAAGAAAUUCUAUCGCAUCAAAAGAAAUCAAAUACGGUCAGCAGUACGGUGAUAUUCUUUGCAGUUACAUGGAUACUGAAGCGCGUACUGAAUAUGACAUGGUGAAGGCCCAAACACUGUUCACCCAAACAGCGUUCAAACAGUACAAACCUGACAUGAUUCCAACAAUAAUAAGUGUCCGCUUCGAUAAGAGAGAUCGGUCAUCGGGCAGAUUUUGGGUUGUCAACAAGAAUAUAUUCUCAAUUGUUGAAAAGGUAUUAAAGAAAAGUACCAGAAGGAUAAUUGGAUUUCCACUGCUACAUCAAAGAUUAGAUGAUGUUCCGAUCAGACAAAUACCAUGUGUUGUGCGUACUCGAGCUGAAAGUGCUUAUAAAGCUUUCUAUCGCGCAGUUCCUUCUCGGUACGAUGCACGCACAAAGAGAUUUUCAAUUUUUCUGGUGGAUUUGGGUUGGUUUAAAUGGGUGCUGGCUAAUGAUGUUAUUGAUAUAUCCGCCAUGAACAAAUCUAAUCCAAUUCGGAAUCUACCAGUAGCAAUGAUACAUUGUCAAGAGGAUGUGACCACUGUACUACAUGCCAAGGAUCUCUCGAGGGGAACAAAUUGCUAUAUAAGAGUGAAAAGAUGCCCGAUUCAAGAUGUAUGUUUGGUUGACUUGCUGAAAGCUGGCAGGACUAUCGACGAUAUGACUGGCAGUAUGGGAGAGAUGGAAGGGACUUCGUCAAGCGGCAAGCCGCCCAGUGAAACCCAUGAGCGACAAUUGAUGGCAUCGAUGAUGUUAGAAACACUGAACACUGAAAACCAUUAUUUGGCAACACAAACUCAACAUACUCGGUCGCUUUGUUGUCUUCCUCCAUUUUCGAUGAUAAUGCCAGUAGUCUUACCAAUGAUGAUGUCAAUGCCAGUCCCGAACACAGCUUUACCAUCUACUGGAUAUGAACAGACUCCGAAACUUCAAAAUUCACAAACAAGGAAUAUAGGGAAUACCCGCAUUCCUCAAAACAGUGCUAAAUAUUCAGUUUGUUCUCGAAAUUAUAUCCAUCAAAGAUUUCGAGGCAAUAAUUUGCAAAAUAUACAGAGAGAAUGGUAUGACAGCGAUUUAUCGGAGAGAAAUAGAGUCGGUUUUAUAUCGGGAGAUGGCAGGACAAGAAAUUCCUUUGAUAGGGGUAGUGGUGGCUUGUCUUUGAAACAUGCAUCAAACUAUUUCUAUUGUGCUUCAUAUGCUCUGGGUCGUCAUGUCGGUGAAUUAGUGAUAUGUUCAGGCCCGUCAAUGCAUCCAACAAUACAGGAUGGUGAUUUGGUAAUUGCUGAACGGCUUAGUGUCCAUUUACGUAAUUUACGACGUGGUGAUAUUGUUGGCGCUUUGGCACCUCAUGAUUCGAGCGAAAUGCUUUGCAAACGUUUAACAGCUAUGGAGCAUGAUACAGUGACAAAUUGCUAUCUGCUACCAAAUGGGAAGAUUCCACGGGGGCACGUAUACUUAGAAGGUGACAAUACAGUAGCUUCUACCGAUUCUCGGGUUUUUGGUCCAAUACCGGCUGGCCUUGUACAAGUUCGUCUGAUACUCAGGAUAUGGCCCUUCUCAAGAGCUGGAUGGAUAUCGACGCACUGGUUCUGGGAGAAACCAAACGAGUAA
This is a messenger RNA of Acanthocheilonema viteae, 2193 nucleotides long. The record is from the annotation of a GenBank genome assembly. NCBI's taxonomy places the organism in Eukaryota, Metazoa, Nematoda, Chromadorea, Rhabditida, Onchocercidae.